Messenger RNA from Dunckerocampus dactyliophorus (ringed pipefish), 3283 nucleotides. Its product is annotated as lithostathine-1-like. The transcript is spliced from 13 exons. Bases 297 to 1121 code for a protein of 274 amino acids. The record is from RefSeq and is a predicted model, not a curated record. NCBI's taxonomy places the organism in Eukaryota, Metazoa, Chordata, Actinopteri, Syngnathiformes, Syngnathidae.
AGGAAGUGACGUACCCACUGGGUCGCCACAGGGCUCCUCUCUCCUCUAUUUGUCUUGUAUACCAAUGAGUGCCAAACUCCAUGCCCUGGCGGCAUAUCCUCAAAUUUGCAGAUGACUGAUUGUGUCUCUCUGGAUGAUGACUCUGAUGAUGGCCCUGUAUUGUCUGAAAUUAUGGUCUGGUGUAGCACGUCCUUCUUAAAGGCUGCACUUCUAGAAGACGCUGCACCAGUGAUUGUAAUCAUCCAAGACCUGAUAGUCAACUGUACAGACAGACUCCAUCACACAUCAACUUGAACAUGCAGCGCAAGCUCAACAUGGCGGGCAAGAAGCUGGACAUGCCGGGCAAGAAGCCUCCAAAGGCCUUCAUCCUCCCGGUGGCCACCAUCCGCUUGACCUUCGUCAUUGGACUCCUCUUCAUCGCCAUGGCAUUGGCUGAAACGGUGAAGGGCCAGAACCUGACUGCUAAGCUGGAUGGACUCACAGAAGACGUGGCCAAUUUGAACAAGAGUCUUAAUGGGUUCACUGAAGCCUUCAUUGGGUAUGGUUCGGAAGUAUUAAGUAUCCUGAAGGAUCUGAAAGGCCGCAUGGACAACCUGAAAAAUGUAACAGCUAACAUCACUCAGGAUCUGCGAGAACAUGUGGAAAACAUGGACAAGAAGCUGACAGGACAGGUGAAGGAGCUGACGCAGGAUGUUGAGGAUGUCCUGAUGAAAGCAGGCAUUAAAUGCCCUCCGCAGUGGCAUUCUUACGAGACAAGAUGUUACCUGCUUGUUGUCGAGAUGAAGACCUGGUAUGAAGCUCGGGAUUACUGCGUCGCCAAUGGCGGACAAUUGGCCUCAGUUCACACCAAAGCCACGUAUGACUUCCUCAAGGGAUUGACUUGUGGAUGGAAUACUUGGGUUGGGGGCUCCAAAGAGUCUACUGUGUGGAAAUGGAUUGAUGGUUCCACAUUUAGUGUGAAGGAAAAUGGAAAGGGGCACUGCAUGGAUGCUAGUUGGGCACCAGGCGAGCCCAAUUACGGGGAUCCUAUGUAUAUUUUUUGUACAGAGAUACGGCCUUCCGUGGAAGGACUCAAUGAUUGCAACUGCGAUGGAAAGCAUCCAUUUUUGUGUCAGAAGUGAUGGGGACGGUCUCGGCUGUGUGAUCUGGCUGCUCCUUCAAAGACGUCAGUGCUGAAAGAUCACCACUUGGCCUUCAAUUCAGUUGCUUUAACGAAGCCUAAUCACAAUCGGCGUGCACAUGAUCCCAAACAACCUGCAAGACACCAAUUUGCAAACUAAAGCUCGUCCUAUUUGCAGUUCAGGAGCCAACACAAGCCAUCACACAGAAAAUGAAUCCAUUCACAUUUUUAGUCAGAACAUUUUGGAGCAGCGUCUGUGGUAUUGAAAUUGACUCACAAAGCAAAUAACAAGCUGCUACCCGACAAGACGGGACAAAUAGAAACACACCUAAAACACAACAUCAGUCAUAAAGUUCAAGAAAAAAGUUAGGAGACAAAGCGGACACAAUUUGAGGGCAAAAUGUCCAAGAAGAAAUAGUUUGAAAAUGAUGUUAUACAUUUUUUCAUUUUAGUAGCAUCGAAAUUUGACUUCUUUGUAAUUUGGGGGAAAAUAGGUUUCGAAUCUGGGAGUAAAAUAUUACAAGAAAUUUGACAAAUGAUUUAAUCAGAAAGUUGAAACAUUUAGAACUAUAAAAAGUAAGAGUGAAGUUGAUAUGAAUGAUAGGUUUUUUCACCUCUUUAAGCUGAGAUGCACUUUCUUGGUGAAAUAUACAAGUGGGCAUCUCUGUGGAGGUUGCAUGUUCUCCCCGCACGUGCGCGGCUGUUCUCCGGGUACUCCGGCUUCCUCCCACAUUCCAAAAACAUGCAUGUUAGGUUGAUUGGAGACACUAAAUUGUCCACAGGUAUGAAUGUGAGUCUGAAUGCUUGUUUAUACUGUAAGCCUCUCGCCCAGAGUCAGCUGGGAUAGGCUCCAGCACACUCCGGAGGAUAAGCGCACGGAAUGAUGGAUGUGUAAGUUGUAUGUAGUUAAGGGAAACAUUGAACAUGUUCUAUGCGCCAACACCACAAACCUUCAGCAUAUCUGGGAUCCAAAACAACGUACUGAUAGGAUAGAUCCAUUUCAAGAAACGGCACUAAUGUGAUUUUCCCAAAGAAAAUGCUGAAAAUGCUGUGGUGGUUUCAUGAUAUUUGAUGAUCAACAGCAUUUAUCCAUCACGGAAUGACUUGUAAUGUCAUCCUUUGAAGCUUAGACCCAUCUAUGGAUAUGGAAUGGAUACUUUUUGGCUAGAAUGUGACGUGUGUCGUAAUUGCAUGAUGUCGGCUGGUCUGAUCCAGUUGCACACGAGGAUGUUUUUGUGAACAGUUGGUGUACGGGCUGAUGCCAAUCAUUUGUUUUCACUUCUAACCCCUAAAAGGGACUGUUUGCAACAGUUGGGCGGCUGCCUAGAGAGCGUGCUGGAACUUUAGAAAGUGUUGCACUAUAGUGCAUUAUAGUGGGCAUUUAACACACGCGCACUAGCUGAAGUUAGCUGCAAAUGUUAGCUAUCAUUGAAUGUAUCACCUAUCGCAUCCAUAAUUGUCAAUUUUGAUGCUAAUUGGGACAAGUGUAGAUGUUUAUGCUGCCUUUGAAAGCACUAUGCUAACCUUCUAGCCGCCGGUAGAUGUUCCUAGAUGUCUUGGUUAACCUUGAGAGUUGCAAACGAUCCCUUAAUUGUUUAUGAUACUGUUUGACUUGUUUAAGUAGGGGUGUCACCAUGCACGAUAUUGGCUUCACCAGGACCUGACCAUAUUUGAACAUGACCUAGAAGCUACAAAGAAAAGUUCCAGGACUUGAGUGAUUCUGGAAAUGCCUGCAAGGUUUCUAGUGUGUGUAAAGCACUUCAUGUGUGCUUCCAAUCCUGCCUGGCCCACUGACGCUUCCAUAUUGUGCGUAUUAUCAUUGACGGUAGCAAUGCCAUAGUUGAGUCUGAUGGGGUCCUGGCUGCCCUGUUCCUGCCAGACAUGUGGUGACACCCCUAUUAUGAUUGUCAUGAUACAGCAUUUCACGUUAUUCCAAUAUGUGCUACUGGAUGUUGGAAUUGCCUUUGGAAUCAAUAAAGUACUUUAGUUGGCACCAGUGGUGUCUUGAUGCUAAGUCCUGAACAUCCUUGGGGGGUAUAAAAUAUGGGCACAAAAGCCAAGAAGUGUGAUGAAUGAAAUGUAUUUUCACAACAUGAUAUGCUUUGUUGUAAAAAGAUCACCUGGUAAAGCAUGAUGGUGAGAAAGGUGAGGGAGCAGCUGAUU